Mizuhopecten yessoensis (Yesso scallop) is the source of this 1332-nucleotide messenger RNA. RefSeq lists its product as uncharacterized. Lineage: Eukaryota; Metazoa; Mollusca; Bivalvia; Pectinida; Pectinidae. Bases 78 to 1211 code for a protein of 377 amino acids. The transcript has 2 exons. The record is from RefSeq and is a predicted model, not a curated record.
GUCCUUGGAAACAAAAGCUCAUUUUACCGGGGCAGACAGUUGAUGUAAAGACACUUCAUGAACACAUUUAUUUUGUUAUGAAAAAAAGUGACAUUUGUUCCUGCCGCCAGGACACCCAACCCCAACAAGGCAAUGACAGACCAUUUAAACUGCCUGAUGCCCUUCCAGACAACCAGAGGAUACUGUUUAAACGAACAGCUUAUUGCGGAGGUGGGGCUCAACCAGGGCCAGGGAGGAAGUUGGAGUCGAGAGGUCGACCAGACAGUACUGAUGAGAUAUCUGAAAUACGGCCUAAUGCUAGCUCCAACAUCUGUACUGGGAUUCAGAUAGACAUUCGUUGUAGCAGGGGAACAGACUCUGUAGAUGAAUGGUCAGAUACUGGCACGAAUUGUAGGGCUAAUACGAAAGCUGACAACAGUGGAAAUGGCAAUUGGAUAGAAAAUGUGAACAGUAAUGUUGGUGGAAGGCCCGGCAUCAGUUAUGCAAACAAAAGUUUUCUCGGGAGUCGAUCAGAUCAUAAGACAAGUAUUUCAGACUUUUGCUUGAGAAAUCGUCCUAAAUGUCGGACCAUGACAGCUGAGAAUGAGAUGAAGGUACAGUAUAUGUUUCUGAAGGAGCAGUAUGGUCGGAUCUGUGAGAAGGAGUCACUCCUUAGAAACCAAAUGGCCCUGCUCCAAGCAGAAAUCAUCUUGAUGGAAACCAAAGCUUACCACAAGAGUCCUGCAAACGUGAGGAGAAUCACCAUUGACCCUAUACCUAUCAGGCGGGUCAGGAAUAAGGCCAGGAAGGUCCCCUCAGUUACCACACUGCGCCUAUUGGCCAUCAAGGUGGACCCAAAGGUAUCUCCGGGGAGAUAUUUUACCACGAAAGCAACCAAGGCUACCAAUGAUAGUAAGAUACCAGACAUAAAGAAAGGCGAAGUUUCCAAAGCAGAAAAUAUUCCAAAUCCACCAAGUGGAGAAAAACAGACACAAGAAAACCAGAGGCCAAAUAAUGUACCAGAUAUCAAAAGCUACGAAACUGGAGAGGUAGUGAAUAGGUGUUUCUACUUUGACAUUCCCCUGGCAGUGGUAGCGCCUCCCUACACAAAGCUGGUCCCGGAGAAAGUCACCAGGCACAGACUGCCCAAACUUAACCUACCAAAGAUCAACACCAAGGGCACAAAGAAAGCACCACAUCUGGUGGCACAAUGCAACAAUACUUAUCAGUGACCCAAUGUUUGACAGUGACAAAAUCUGUUGAAGAAAUCAACUGUUUCCCUUGUUCAAGUCAGUGUCAUAUCAAUAUAAAUCAAUAUAAUGUUAAGUAAUAUCAUACAAAAACCAUUGGAAG